Messenger RNA from Rangifer tarandus platyrhynchus (Svalbard reindeer), 1269 nucleotides. Lineage: Eukaryota; Metazoa; Chordata; Mammalia; Artiodactyla; Cervidae. The record is from the annotation of a GenBank genome assembly.
AUGAGCACGGGCUGCCCAGAGCCCGAGCCUCCCCACUCCCUGCCCUGCUGUGGGCCAGGGACCGCCCCCGGGCUGGGUGCCGGUGUGCCCCUCCUCACCGAAGACAUGCAGGCGCUGACCCUCCGCACAGUGGCCGCGAGCGAUGUCACCAAACACUACGAACUCGUCCGGGAGCUGGGCAAGGGCACCUAUGGGAAGGUCGACCUGGUGGCCUACAAGGGCACAGGUACGAAGAUGGCGCUGAAGUUUGUGAACAAGAGCAAAACCAAGCUGAAGAACUUCCUGCGGGAGGUGAGCAUCACCAACAGCCUCUCCUCCAGCCCCUUCAUCAUCAAGGUCUUCGACGUAGUGUUUGAGACCGAGGACUGCUAUGUCUUCGCCCAGGAGUACGCGCCCGCCGGGGACCUAUUCGACAUUAUUCCUCCUCAGGUGGGGCUCCCCGAGGACACCGUGAAGCGCUGCGUGCAGCAGCUGGGCCUGGCGCUGGACUUCAUGCACGGUCGGCAGCUGGUGCACCGCGACAUCAAGCCGGAGAACGUGCUGCUGUUCGACCGCGAGUGCCGGCGCGUGAAGCUGGCCGACUUCGGCAUGACGCGCCGCGUGGGCUGCCGCGUGAAGCGAGUGAGCGGCACCAUCCCAUACACAGCGCCCGAGGUGUGCCAGGCGGGCCGCGCCGACGGCUUCGCGGUGGACACGGGCGUGGAUGUGUGGGCCUUCGGCGUGCUCAUUUUCUGCGUGCUCACCGGCAACUUCCCGUGGGAGGCGGCGUCGGGCGCCGACGCCUUCUUCGAGGAGUUCGUACGCUGGCAGCGGGGCCGCCUGCCGGGGCUGCCGUCGCAGUGGCGCCGCUUCACCGAGCCAGCGCUGCGCAUGUUCCAGCGGCUCCUGGCGCUGGAGCCCGAGCGCCGCGGGCCGGCCAAGGAGGUCUUUCGCUUCCUCAAGCACGAGCUCACGUCCGAGCUGCGGCGCCGGCCCUCGCACCGCGCGCGCAAGCCCGCCGGGGACCGCCCGCCGGCCGCCGGGCCGCUGCGCCUCGAGGCGCCCGGGCCGCUCAAGCGGACGGUGCUCACCGAGAGCGGCAGCGGCUCCCGGCCCGCGCCUCCCGCUGUCGGGCCCGGACCUGUGCCGGUCCCAGUCCCCGUGCCCGUGCCGGUCCCCGUGCCCGAGCCCGGCCUGGCCCCCCCGGGGCCUCCCGGCAGGACCGACGGCCGCCCGGACAAGAGCAAAGGGCAGGUGGUGCUGGCCACGGCCAUCGAGAUCUGCGUCUGA